Molecule: messenger RNA, 1091 nt
Organism: Cuscuta campestris
Lineage: Eukaryota; Viridiplantae; Streptophyta; Magnoliopsida; Solanales; Convolvulaceae
Source: the annotation of a GenBank genome assembly
GUACGAUUGAUUUAAAUUGGGAGGGAAUAGUGUUGGGUGGGCCGAUGAAGGAGGGGGUGUAAGUCCUCCAUAUCUUCAAAAAAGAAAAAGAAAAGUGUGUCCGUCCACGGUGUAGCAACAGGGAAUGAGCAUAUUGAACGGCGGCAAUGGGAGAUUUUGGGGAAUGGGAUCUCCCCAUUCCGGGGACUGGAAUCGACGGAGAAGAAGAAGAGGCAGAGGAGGAGAGAAGGACGUCCGAAACGGAGAAUCCGGCGCCGCCGGCUCCAACUCCCUCGAUGCGACUCACGGCGCCGGCUACCGAUUCCCUUCCAAACAAGCCCUCACUGCCGGAUCUCUCGCUCUCACCGGAGACACCAUCGCUCAGCUCCGAGAUCGGUGGGUGAGGAGCAAGGACGUUCUUCCGAAACAUCCGCAGUUGCAGGAUGUCGCAGGAGUUCUGCUUUCUGAGCAUGAUUGGCUCCGAGCUCUCCGGAUGACUUCAUAUGGGUUCUUGCUAUAUGGACCUGCUACGUUUUCGUGGUACAAGUAUCUUGAUCAUUGCAUGCCAAAGCCAUCAGCUCAGAAUUUGUUCAUGAAGGUUUUGCUUAACCAAGUUGUACUCGGCCCAUGUGUGAUUGCGGUUGUUUUUGCAUGGAACAAUUUAUGGUUAGGGAAACUCUCUGAGCUUCCGAAUAAGUAUCGCAGAGACGCCCUUCCUACUCUUCUUUUUGGAUUUAGGUUCUGGAUCCCUGUCAGUGUUUUGAACUUCUGGGCAGUCCCUCUUCAAGCUCGAGUUGCUUUCAUGUCAAUGGCCUCUAUAUUCUGGAACUGCUGCUUGUCUGCAACUAUGAACAAGAAGUAGAAGAGUCCAUCUGGUCCUCUACUCGGCAUAGGUACCCUUUUCAGUGGCCUUGGAGAGCAAAUCAAUAAGAGGUCUUUCUAAUUGGGGUUGAGAAUAGGCAAUGACCGAUAAUACGGAGUAUUUGGUUAGCGUGUAUUUUUAUUUGAGUAUUACUUAUUCUUAUUGUAAUUCAUAUCAGAAAUAACUUCAAAUAGAAUUUGAAUCAUACCAAAUUAGAUUAGACAAAAGAGAAUGAACUUUUAGCACUACU